AUGCUGUAUAUCACCUUGCUUCAAGUUUUGGUGCUGUCCGCUUUCGUUGGUCGGUCGCACUCGCAAUCAGCACCACAACGCGCUUGCAUUGAUGAUGCAAGCUGCAGCUUGAAUGGCAUUUGUGAAUCAGGUGUGUGCAAAUGCGACCCGGGUUGGAAGGGGUCGGAUUGCGGUGUGCUUGAUCUGCGCCCAGCCCUGCGAAACAGCGGCUACAAUCACACAGCAGAACAGACUUCAUCGUGGGGAGCCAGCAUUGUCCGCGAUCCAAAAGACAGCAACCUCCACCACAUGUUCUUUUCUUACUUUGAACACCAUUGCCCACUCAAAUCAUGGAUGCCCUUUAGCACCAUUGCGCAUGCCACAUCCCGCACUGGUCCAGCCGGCCCCUACGAGUCGCCCGUGCAGGUUAUUGGAACCUUUGCCCAUAACCCAACCGUGAUUUGGAGCCCCUACGAUAAGCACUACCUGCUCUACCACAUUGGCUGCCCCCAACCCAUGCCUGAUGUAUGCGGCCCGGUAAAAUUCAAAUGCGGUGUGCCUGACGGUCAGAGUGGUAUCACAGUGCACUCCAGCCCUGAUCUCGCCAACUGGAAGAGCCACGGGAUAGUGUUCAAUGGUACCACGGAUAAGACUCGCUGGGAUAAGACCGCAACUAACCCUUCUGCGUGGCCCAUGUACUCAAAAGAUAACAAGACGCCAGGAAUUAUUUUGGUCUACCGAGGAAACAACCAAAACGAGACCAAUUUCUCCUCAGGCAACAUUGCCGUCUCUCCUACCGGCAUGGACGGACCGUAUACAAGAAUCCAGAAAGACCCGCUGAUGAUGUAUCGCUACGAGGAUCCUUUUAUCUGGCAGGAUAAGCGUGGCAAUUAUCAUAUGUUGGUGCAUUCACAGCGAGACACCGGCGCCGGCGGACUUGCAGGAGUCAAGUCGGUUGGUAGGCAUGCAUACGCGCGCAACUACAAAGGCCCCUGGACAUAUGGCUACGAUGUAUCACUGGCUUACAGCGCCUUGGUCAACUUUACCGACGGAACAAGUAUAAACUACAGCAGGAGAGAGCGCCCGCAGCUGCUAUUUUCCGACGAUGAGAACAUGACGCCACAGUUUCUAGCCAACGGCGUGCAAGAGGUCGGAACAAACAUGAGCUACACCAUUGUGUCACCUAUUGGUGAUGCUGGUGUCAAGCUGCAAGGGGGAGUACCACAGUCCAGCUGCUCCAUUCCCAACAGCAAGAUAUCUGUAUAGACCGGUAGUGUUAGUAGGAUUAUUCACGGCUAGAAAUUUCUAGCAGUACAAUUAAUGCAAGAUGACCUUUACGGCCAUUCCGAUUUUCCACGCGAAUGCUCGUAAACCAGGC
This is a messenger RNA of [Torrubiella] hemipterigena, 1357 nucleotides long. Lineage: Eukaryota; Fungi; Ascomycota; Sordariomycetes; Hypocreales; Clavicipitaceae. The record is from the annotation of a GenBank genome assembly.